This is a messenger RNA of Lineus longissimus, 2770 nucleotides long. RefSeq names its product paraneoplastic antigen Ma1 homolog. The record is from RefSeq and is a predicted model, not a curated record. NCBI's taxonomy places the organism in Eukaryota, Metazoa, Nemertea, Pilidiophora, Heteronemertea, Lineidae. The coding region runs from base 1676 to 2770 and encodes 364 amino acids. Gene Ontology annotation, molecular function: nucleic acid binding; zinc ion binding. The transcript has a single exon.
GUGGAUUUGACUUUUGCAUUUUGUUGAUCCACCCUGUAUGUGACUAUUCUGUGGCAAUGCGCUGCUGCCACCUAUACUGUUUUGACUGGUUUAGGAACUACAUGUAUUGCACGGUCGCUAUGGUAACGGUCAGUUUAACUUCGUUAAUCAGCUUCCUAAAAUCAUCGGGUUGCUGUAAUAUUUUGAGAAUAUUACUUGAGGAAUUUUAAGUACCUUUUAGGCCUUGAUAUGAAUUUAUUUACGUGUGUAAACGACUGGGCACAUGGUCGUCUGCUAAUUUCUCCAUCUUGGAAGCAAAACAAUUUUCUGAAUCUUGAGAAGAAAACUCUCUUUUUACGCAUAAAUUCACCUUUCCUAAACCUGGUGCCUGACUUGAGGAAGCAUGAAUACCCAUGGAAUGGACUAGACCCCUUUAGAUGAUGUUGUGGCUAGUCGGUAAUACGCAAUCGGGGUGAUUUUGAGACCACCUCUGGCUCUGUACCUGUGACCUUGGCUGGCUUUUGCCCAAACAGGCUGGUAUUCAGCCUCACUGUCCCUGUCCCACUUCUUGUUUGGUAUCUAACUUUGUGUCUGGCAGGACAGGUUAGCCCUAAGUGAUGUCCCGGAGAUUCGUGGCCCGUCGUUUUCACGGUUAGGCCCAGUUGUAGGCCAAGAGUUAGGUUUGAGAGAGUCCUGUACAUUGUGUAGUGCAUCGGCCUGUGCAUUGUGAGGCCUGGCCCUGUUAUGAUUCAGUGUGAACAAUAGUUAUCCCAGGGAAUCCUUGCGUUCUUUUAUUAUCUACCCCAUACCCAGACCCGCUCGUUGUGGUUGGCCCCAUGGGUAUGACGGUCUUAGGACAGCCCCGAACCUGGAGUGUAUAGCAAUUGUGAGUGAGCAAAGCCGGAGUGAACUGUGAGACCGGACCCACCCCGCACGGUGGUCGGAGACUGGGCAAGUGCGGGUUACAAAUUGGCGCCCAACGUGGUUUUGUUCUCCUUUCUUUUAAAAAGGGGGAGAGGUACAUGUGUAUGUAUAGACAAAGUGUAUGCAGAGUGCAUGUCGUUUUGUUUAUGAAACAUUGUUUCAUCCGUCGUGAGCUGGGAUGCAGAAACCUUGUUUGACGCGUACUAUUUUACAUUCUGUUUCCAAAUUGAAACGUUGUUUCACGCGUAGUUUCUGUCUGUAGGUGAUGAGAAACAUUGUUUCACGCGAAGAUUUUAAUCGAGGCCGUGAGAGACGUGCUCUCCUUCUAAUCGCUGUUCGUGGAAUCUUGCCAUCUUUUCGCGCAUACCUGAUGCUGGUACGACUUAUUUUUCCUUUGGAAUAGGUAGGUAUGGUACUGUAUAGCAUUUCGAUUUUUGUAGAAUUGUAGAGCCGUAUUUUGACUAUUGCGAGUUGUGACUAUACAUGCAGGUUGUACAUUUACCAUGAGGUGUGUGCAUUUUGUGGUUUAUUGAGUGUACCUUGCACAACUGUACAUUGUGGCAGUGCAUUUACAGCACAGUGUAGUAUGCAUGUGUACCUUGCACAACUGUACAUUGUGGCAGUGCAUUUACAGCACAGUGUAGUAUACAUGUUUGUAGAUUGAUGCAGUAUCAGUGCACAUAGUACAGUAUUUUGCAUAGGGCCUGUGAUAUUUGCGGCGUAUAGUGCAUACAUUCUUUUUUAGUAUCUUUCAGGUAUAACCAACUCCAAGAUGCCAGGAGGAGGCGCAGGAGGGGGUGUUGUAAACCCCGCAGCCAUUCCACUUCCGGCCAGUAGCACAACUGCGGAGGGGAGAGAUGAAAGGAAUUGGACCAGGCGUUUGAAGACCUUUUCGGGGAGAAGAAACCCUGGGAAUAACGAACACGACUUCGAUGCCUGGGAGUUCGAAAUAGAGCAACUUGAGGCGGAGUUAGACAUUGGGGACCAUGUAAAAAGGAGGCUAGUGUUUGGAAGCCUCAGUCAACCGGCAGCAGGUCUUGCCCGAGCACUUGGAACAGGCGCCCAAAUCGGAACGAUCGUGAAGGUAUUGAAGUCGGCGUACGGGUUUGCGGCGGAUGGACACGAGCUGCUGAUGCGAUUUUACGACAACAUCCAGAAGGAUGGAGAGCAGCCCAGUGCAUUUUUACAGCGUCUCCAGAGCUUGUUGCGGAAAGUAGUCGAUGCCGGGGCAGUAGACUCAUCAGUGGAGUUCGCCACUCUCGUCAAGCAGUUCAAGCGAGGAUGUCGCGAUGACAAGUUAUUACACGCGAUGGACUUGAUGGGGGACGUACUGACCCACAAGGAGUUUGCCGAACUAUUUUGUGCCUUGAAGGAGGAGGAGCUCCGCCUGAAAGAGAGGGAGUCUCGCUUCAACGAGCCAGAGACAAAGUCCAAGAAGAAGACUGUGUCGGCGCACCAGGCUACUAGUACCAGCACAGAGGGCCUACCACCCGAGAUGGCUGAGCUGUUAACGACAGUUAAUGCUUUGCGCUUGUCCGUUGAAGACUUGAAGAAGUCGAGGAUUGCUACCGCUUCCGGUUCUAGCCAGCCACAGGAGAGUCGUGGGAGAGGUCGUGGUUCGACGCGGGACACCAAAGGGAGAGAACCCAGGGGGAACGCCCCGUCUCGGCCGGCUCGUGGGACCUGCUACAACUGUGGGGAGACCGGACACUUCAAGUCGGAGUGUACCAAGGAGGCUAAGACUACAUCAGGAGGACGGAGGAAGCUUUUCUGCCACCACUGUGGAGAGGACGGCCACAAGCGACAAGACUGUUCAGGCGAGGCGAACCCAACCGUCGUUUUCAAGAAACUUAAUUCGGAAAACUAG